Messenger RNA from Hippoglossus stenolepis (Pacific halibut), 2813 nucleotides. It is a transcript of the gene slc39a8, whose product is annotated as solute carrier family 39 member 8. Gene Ontology annotation, biological process: intracellular zinc ion homeostasis; zinc ion import across plasma membrane. The transcript has 8 exons. The coding region runs from base 292 to 1653 and encodes 453 amino acids. NCBI's taxonomy places the organism in Eukaryota, Metazoa, Chordata, Actinopteri, Pleuronectiformes, Pleuronectidae. Gene Ontology annotation, molecular function: zinc ion transmembrane transporter activity. Gene Ontology annotation, cellular component: membrane. The record is from RefSeq and is a predicted model, not a curated record.
UCCCCCCCCCCCUCCUUCCACCCUGACGGUGCGGUGUGAUCUUUGAACCCGGGCCUCCCCCUCACUCAGCCCCGCAGGGUCACGCAGAGCCACGCAGGAGGGAGAUCCGCAGAGAAACCCUCCGUGCUCCCGCAGACUCAUGGACCGGACUCUGCUCCAGCAGCAAGGAACCAUGAUCUGUGCGUCUGAGUGAAGAAGAAGAAGAAGAGGAAGAAGAAGAAGAAGAAGCAGAAGGAGAAGAGUUCUUAGAUUCAUCUUUCCACAAGAGGAGACUUUUGAAAACCUGCAGACAUGUUUCAUUUAGGAUGCCUCCUGAGCCUCGCGCUGCUGGGCUCGACCCGGAGUCUGAGUCCGGCUGCCGGGACGGGACUCGACUUUCUGGAGGAUAUUUUACACUUUUAUGGAGAAAACUCGUCCAUUUCCACGCACGAUCUGAAGGAUCUGCUGCUGCUGAUCUCAGCCAGGAGGUCCGAGUCCGUGUUUCUACACAAUCCUCUGGAAAACCAAGAUUGUCUCUCGGCCGAGCAGAUCUUGUCCCGCUUCGGGUUCAGUAAUGUCAGUCAGCUGAAUGUGGGACAUCUGGGGAUGAUCUGUCCGGCCGUGUUGACCCAGGUGCUGCUGCCCUCCUGCCCCUACACUGAGGCCGAGACCCUGGCGUCGGCCGACUACUCUGUGUGGGGCUACGGGUUUCUGGCCGUCACCAUCAUCAACCUCGCGUCUCUGCUCGGCCUCCUGCUGAUUCCAUUCACCAAAAAAUCCUACUUCCCCAAAGUGCUGACCUACUUCAUUGGCCUGGCCAUCGGGACGCUCUUCUCCAACGCCGUACUUCAGCUCAUACCAGAGGCCCUGGGCUUUGAUCCCAAACAUGAUAACUACGUGGGGAAUGCAGUUGGAAUAUUCGGAGGGUUUUAUCUCUUGUUCGUUGUGGAGAAGGUUCUGAAACUGGCUCUGCGGAUGGACCACGAGCACGGCCACAGCCACUUCGCUCCUGCAGAGUUGACUCCGGAAAACUCCCUUCAGAAUGGAGACAUAACGGAAAAGAGUGACUCCAUCAUUUUGACUGGGAUCAGCACCAUCGCCUUAGACAAGAGCAGCCUGAGCCGAGAUUCUCAGGGUGACCAGGACUCGGGUCAGAUGUGCCAAUGGCUGCGGGGGAAACGCAUCUCUCACAUCAAGACGGUGGCGUGGAUGAUAACCCUGAGCGACGCGGUGCACAACUUCAUCGACGGCCUGGCUAUCGGUGCCUCGUUCACCGUGUCCAUACUGACGGGGUUCAGCACCUCCACUGCCAUUGUGUGUGAGGAGUUUCCUCACGAGCUGGGAGACUUUGUGAUCCUGCUGAACUCUGGCAUGAGCAUCCCACAAGCCAUUUUCUUCAAUCUGCUGUCAGCGGUUUCGUGUUACUUCGGCCUCGUGUUUGGAAUUCUGCUGGGGAGCAACUUUGCCCCCAACGCAAUCUUUGCCAUCGCGGGAGGAAUGUUCCUGUAUAUUGCGCUGGCGGAUAUGUUCCCAGAGAUGGACAAAAUAGCCCAGGAACAGCACCGGACUUCGGACAAGAUCGUUUUCUUCCUGAUCCAGAACGCCGGCCUGCUGACCGGGUUCGCCAUCAUUCUACUGAUCACCAUGUUUGCAGGAGAAAUCCACCUGGGUUAGAGGAGAGGAACACGAACUGGAAAUUAAACAGUCGUGAGCUGCUUCCGUUUCUGCUGACUCGGCUCCCUCAGUGAAUGUGAAGGGAAAGUUUUGUACAAAAAAAAACUGAAACGUGUAAAGGACUUUAAAAAAAAAAAAAAUCUUUCUACUAUUGAUUUAGUGAAAUGUUUACUCCAUAAAAGGGAACAAAUCUUUACAAUCAUUUCAUGUAUGAAAUCUAGACAAAUUUAUUUUAAGGGGGAAAUAAAUUAUUUUUUUUAGUCUUCAUAUAUUGUGACAGAUGUUCCUUGUGUCGUACCUGAGCGGCGCUGCUUUGUAAACUAACAUUUGCCGUGUUGUCGUGACAGCAGCCGUUGUUCGGGCUGUUAUGGCAUCAGAGGUUGACCUCUGUGUUUUGUUCCCGGCUCUUUCUCAAGGUCGUAUCGCUGGACUCUCUCAUCUGCAUGUUUCACAGAAUGUAUUUUGCUGUCGACCAAAUUUCAGACACUGGAAAAUGUUCAUAUUUUGACGGCCCCUGUGGGAAUGAUGCCUCCUGUAGCUCAAAAACUGUCUUAGUUGACUUUUCCUAUGUUAUAUAAAGAAGUAUUCCAACACACACAAAGACAUGGACAAAAAUAUGUCACACACCCGAAAGGCUAAAGUAUCACAUAAGAUUUUAAAAUAAUCAACCACAGGAAAUACAUGUAUAUUUGAAAACAACUGUGAGUCACUCCAAAUUUAUUUCCCAGUGAACAUAGAACAUAGGAUAUAAAAAGUGUCCCAAAAUAAAAUCAUAUUUUGCUCUUAUUGUAAAUUAGAUUUUAUGAUAUUUUGUGUUCAACAUGACAUCUCUCAUGACCUGCUAUGAGAAGGAGGUGUGUGAUCUUUCCCCAAUUACAUAGAAUAAGAAACAAAGUCUGCCUGUAUAUUUUUCGGGCGACACUGGUGCUUGUCAUGCAGAUUUUUUCACAGUUUGAUUUUUUUUUGGGAAAGAAAAACUAAAAUCGACCAAUUUAAGACGUGAUUUUCGUUUUGUGUUUCGUCUCCUACAUUUUAUUGUGAAAACAAAAAAAAGAUUUUCAAAUUGUACCUGGGGGCAUUACAGAAGCUCUUUCUAUUUUUAUGCAAUUUAGUUUAUUUUUUACUAUGUACAAUAAAAAGGUGCGUAUGGAUUGUAAGAA